GAGAUCCGAAAAGCCGGAAGUGGGUGGUAAAGAACCCGGAAGACUUGGAAAGCAAAGUACACACAGGAGGAGAAAGGAGGGGAAGAAGACGCAGGCCAGGAUGGACGAUACACUCUUCCAGUUAAAGUUUACAGCCAAGCAGCUGGAGAAGCUUUCCAAGAAGGCAGAAAAGGACUCCAAAACCGAACAGGCCAAAGUCAAGAAGGCACUUCAGCAGAAGAAUGUGGAAUGUGCCCGGGUCUACGCUGAGAACGCCAUUCGGAAGAAGAACGAGAGCCUGAACUGGCUCCGCAUGGCUUCCCGGGUGGAUGCCGUGGCCUCCAAGGUCCAAACGGCAGUGACGAUGAAAGGGGUGACAAAGAAUAUGGCCCAGGUGACCAAAUCCCUGGACAAAGCUCUCAACUCGAUGGACCUCCAGAAGGUCUCUGCUGUGAUGGAUAAGUUUGAGCAGCAGGUUCAGAACUUGGAUGUCCACACUUCAGUGAUGGAGGACUCCAUGAGCUCAGCCACCACCUUAACCACGCCACAGGAGCAAGUGGACAGCCUGAUUGUCCAGAUUGCCGAGGAGAACGGCCUGGAGAUCAUGGACCAGCUGAAUCAACUGCCCGAAGGGGCCUCGGCCGUGGGAGAGAGCUCCACGCGCUCCCAGGAGGACCAACUCUCACGGAGGUUGGCUGCCUUGCGGAACUAGCUCUCCCUCUCCCGUCACGGACUGUUGUUGCUGCUGCCUUGUUUGCCUAUGAUUUUGUGGGGAUUACUUGAGAGGUUCCCCUCCGGCCUUCCUUCCCCUUCUCACAGCUCUCUUGUUCCUGCGACCAGAAAGGGGGCAGAUCCCUCUGACUCCUCCAGGCCUGCUGGGGUCAACACUGGACUGGACCCCCUUUUGACUUCACUGUGGAGGCAGCUCUCUAGAGAAGCAGCAUCAGUGGCGGAUCUCUGUGCAUGCGUGUCCCUUGGAUUUUGGGGGAGAGAAUGGCUGGGAGAAGGGAGGCAACUUCCUUGGGAUGGAUGUAGUUUGGAUUCUGCCCACAUGCUGUUCAGCCGACACUUCCCACCAUCCUUGGUUUGGUGCUCAUUGGCCUUGAGGAACGCAUACGAUUCAGACACUACUCUCUUGACCAUUUCACAUUCUUUAGAGGGAUAGGACCCUUCUUCAGCGAGGUUUCUUUGUCCUAGUAUCCCUCCUCGCUUGGUUCUCUUGAGUCCACUUUAGCCCAUCGUUUUCCAGGAACUAGUUCCCGGUGAGUGGGAAUUGUAGUUUUGAACCUUUGGGGAGGUUUUUGGUGUAUUGUAGAGAUGAGGCCUGUUGAAACUGGGUGAAAUAAGCCUUGGAUGUUUGUCAGGAAGGCGGGUGUUUCCCUUCUCCCAGAGGCCUUGGAUUUGCACACCUCAAAGUGACCUUUGAACACCAUGCUCCCUUUUUGUCUCCCUUUUUCCACCCAUGUUCCUUCUUUUGGGGAUGCCAUUUACUCCUGUCACGUUUUGCUCAAGAGAUCACAGCUGGGAGGGAGAGAUCCCUUUUCCUCUUUCUGUGUAUUGAAAUGCUUUGGUCCUCUUCCCUCACUCGUUUCUUCAGAGGCAUCCUUCUCAGUAAGACAUUGACCUCUGAAUGCAGUGGGUGGGAAUGAUGCAUUAUCUGUCUUGCUUGGACCUGCUUCUGAUGGAAAUGUACCAUGAGACAGGGCUCUUUUUCCAGCUCAGUCCUCCCAUAAAACCUUGCCAGAGCUCACCUUGGAGGGGCCCCUGGUCUUCCCAUAGCCGCCGGUCAUGUUCUCUCACUCUUGUAUCUGCCAAGGUCCUGGUGGGAGGUUAUUGUGGAACCUGAUCCUCCAAGUUGCACUUUUGGGAAAGCUUUUUUCAAGGGAAUGCUGGAUUCUCCAGCUGUAUCUUUGGGGGAAUGGUCUUCUGCUGCCUUUUUUUUUUUUAGAAGAAGAAGAAAAAAAUAAAAGUGAAUGCUGUCAUUUCUUCGAUGUGGUUUUAAAUAAACAAAUUCUCUAUAGUACUUACAUAGACUCA
This is a messenger RNA of Anolis sagrei ordinatus, 2016 nucleotides long. It is a transcript of the gene CHMP1A, whose product is annotated as charged multivesicular body protein 1A. The record is from RefSeq and is a predicted model, not a curated record. Lineage: Eukaryota; Metazoa; Chordata; Lepidosauria; Squamata; Anolidae. Gene Ontology annotation, cellular component: multivesicular body; ESCRT III complex. Gene Ontology annotation, biological process: late endosome to vacuole transport; endosome transport via multivesicular body sorting pathway; protein transport.